AACUUUGUUGGUGAUUGUUUUAUGUAUGGUCGAUAACUUAGACAAUCCAUUAGUGACCACUGGGUUGAAGCAAUUAGCCAUUUUUGGUACGGUUAAAAACUGUUGGCAUCAUCACUGCUUGUAAAAGACUGAGUAGACUUGGUGAAACAUCUGCUAUAGUAUAAUAAGUCUAUACUCGAUAAUUUUAACCUUGAUAUUCAUAUUUAAGAUUUUUGUAUAACAUACACCAAAAACUGUUGGCAUCAUCAGUGCUUGUAAAAGACUGGCAUACAGUAUAAUAUAUCUAUAGCUUUUUAUCACAUACGAAAUACCAAAUACGAGCUAAUUAGUUUUCAAAGGCAGAAUACAAUGUAUUGUUAAAACAUAAGGUAUCCAGCCUAUUCUAUUCUCUUGAUUGGUAUUUAAAUAUCAAAUUACCAACCAUCAACAAAGCCAAUACUUAAAUGCCCUUAUUACAACAAGGGCAGUACAAAAGCAGGGGUAAAUUUUACUAGGGCGCAAAAUACAGGUUUUUGUUGUAGUUUUUUAAUUUUCGAGGCAUUUUUACAGAAUAGAAAAACACAUUUUCAGUAUUUUAGCCCUAAAUUAAGGGACUCUUAAAACUUUGCCACAAAGCUUUUCUAAAGUAAGAUGCAGCUUUUUGGAGCUGCCGUACUUAGUCAAGCUGUCAGAGUAUUUAUGAAGUUGCAUUCAUUUAUUUAAUUAUAUUGUAUUUCAUAAAAUUUUUAGCGAAAAUUAUUUACAGUUUGCCUAACCACUAUUUUUUAAAAGCUUAUUUGGGAAAAUGUAACAGGUUUUUAAACAAAGAAAUUACUCUAAAUUAUUGGUCACAGAUGAGCGAUUUAUCGAACCAGCGUGCGAUCAAGUGGAAAGGAACUCCACGACCUUUGACCCCUGGUUAUGAGUCAGCAAAUUUCUCCACGGAUUCGGAAUCAAACUCUGUCGGAAAACAAGAGCCAUGGGGUCCAGUACCAAGCGCGCCACGGCACCGAGCCGCGACUGUGUGUGGGUGGGUUACGGUACCACGGAGCGUGGUCAUGGCAACCACCCUUGAUAAGAAGCAUGUCGACCAAUUAGAACACGGGGGAUUGACGACUGUUUGUGAUGUCAUCAAUGAGAGGAGAAAGAGAAUGGAAGAGAUAAAGAAGAGAAAUAAAAAUAGGGUUACGAGCAAAACAAAAACUCCGCCAAGAAAACAGCUUGAAAAACAACAACCACAAACCGACUAUUAUCAGAAACUACUGGAAGAAAACCUCACUAAAGUUAAAGAAUUAGCGAAAGACAUCGGGAAACAAGUUCCUGAAAGAUAUUCAAUUGUGGAGCCUUCCGAAUGCGACGAUGAUUACGUAGAAGCAUCAACUGACAGAAAAUCUUUAAGUGAUUUAAGCAACUUGGAAAAGUCCAUGGACCAGUGGAAACAUUCGUUUAUAAGAAGAAGUAUUGAAUCAUCCAGCUGUACAGGGGAUCUUUCUCCUCGAAAACACGAUCGUCCAUUCACUGCUGAUUCCACACUUCGUUCACAAAGCGACAAAGCGUCUGAAGGAACUCUCUUGCGCCCACCGCCAUUUGAGAACCCUACCAAUAAUGCUCGGAAAACCACGUGUCAAAAGCUGAAAUAUGAAUGGCAGAAAUCUCGUGAAAUUCGUGAGCGCCUUCCGGGAUAUCCUCCACGAAUCGUGAGAAACCGACCCCACGAUGAUCAUAUGAAACAUCCAUGUAACCGGAAGAUUAUGACGCCACAAACAACGUGGUUUCCGCUUUCAUUCAGCGAAAACAAGCGAGGGAAACUUGUAGAGGUCUCGAGUGAUGUGUAUGGUUUCAACAGUGUUGCCGAGUAUAAAGAACUUUGUGCAACACUGCAGGACGGGAUGGCAUUUAUUGAACAACCGAUAAAUAUUGGCAGCACUGUAGAGUUUAAAGUUCUUUCAACUGACCGACGAAAAGACUUAAUGUACAUGGCGGCUUACCUUGGCCAAGACAACAACGACGAUGAAAAUGGAAACACCGCAGUUCCUGUAAACCGACUUAGCCCAGCGGCGACGUCUAACGGAUGGACAUUUUCGGAUGAGAUCACCGGUUUAAGAAGUGGGGUUGGUGUUAAAGUGACCCUGGACGCUCUGGGAAGAGUAAAAGUACUGAUUGAGGGAAAACCACCGAAGGUGAUACUUCAGUUGUUGCAACCACAAUCUUGUUAUUUGGCUUUCUUCUUGGGAGUUGGGGUUACCAAAGUUCAAUUACUCGGCGGCCACCGCCAGCAGAUGUCGCUACUAAGACCAACCAACGCUUACGAAAUCGUCCCCGGUAUAAAAUCUGACCCCAACUUACCGUCACCGUUUUUCACAUACCGACCACCGAAUGACAAAUGCUCUUUGUGCUCGAACUGUGACGUCACAAAAGAGCCUCUGACGUCACCAUACGUAUGCGACCACGUGACAUUAUGCGUUUCCUGUCGCAAUCGUGUAGAAUGUGUUUUAUGUAGCGCACCGUUGUGUUGGUUCUCGUGCCCAGUUUGCGACACACGAAUUCAACCUUACUAAGAAUUAAUAAAAAAUAUUUUUUUUUUAAAUAAUUUUUUAAUAUUGUUUUUUUUUUUAUAAAGCGAUUUAAGGUACUGUGAGGUAAAAUGGGACACCAUUAGCACAUAACAUCCAAAUGUCCUAAUCGUGUUUUAAACAAUUAACAGCAGUCUAUGGAAGUCGCGAGAUACGAUUUUAUAUUUCUUUGAAUGUUCUUUGUUUACUACUAAAAGGGAAAAAAUAGUAUAAAAAGAUGUCCCAUCUUCCCCCACACUACUGUAAGAAAAUAUUUUUUCACCACUACACUUUUAGACACUUUACUUUCUAAAUACACUUUUUUAAUAUAAAUUCAGUUUUAAAACAAUAUUUUGUUAAAGCUAUUUUUUUAUAAUUUAGGGCGUUAAGUAUCAGCUUUAUUACGAUUUACAAUUUAAAAGAAAGAAUAAAAAAAAAACUGUUAA
Ciona intestinalis (vase tunicate) is the source of this 2977-nucleotide messenger RNA. Lineage: Eukaryota; Metazoa; Chordata; Ascidiacea; Phlebobranchia; Cionidae. The record is from RefSeq and is a predicted model, not a curated record.